CUAUACGAUACCAAGGAUUAAGGAAGACUCUUACGUGGUUCCCUAAGUUUCUGUCUCUCCCUCUCUUGUCAAGUCUUACCUGUCCUUGAUUUAGAUCCAAUCAUCCAAGUGAAACUCAUAUCCAGUAAAACUUUUGUCUUUGAAGCAUUCGAACUCAAGAACAAAAAAAAAAAAACAAUCCAAAUCUUGCAUAUACAUAACGCAUUUAAUUACUCCAGUCUCCUGAAGGGUAGUUGCAAAAAAGGCUACUACACUUUUUAUCGCCAUUACAGAAUCUAAGGGCCUUGUUUUUGCGGUAGAUUUCAAAAGGAGAAGUAUUUGCUGUGGUUGAGGCGUAUUCAACAUGUCCCGGUUAUCACCUCGUAGGAACCAGAGAUCAAAAGGUUUUAAGGUCAAGCAUGCUCUGCAAAUAUGUCUUCUGAUCGGUGUUUGUGGCUGGCUACUUUACCAAGUCAAGCACUCUCAUGAUAAGAAAGCAGCAUAUGAGAAAAGUGUGAAAACAGAGAAUGAUGUUGUAAAAUUAGGGAGAAAGGACCUCCAGCCUGAAGUUAAAGAAAAUUUCAUUGGAGAUGAGAGGCACAAGGAGGAGGAAGAGGAAGAGAGCAAGAGCGAAGAAGAAAGCAAACCUGAUGAUAACACAGGAACAGAGGGUGGCGAUGAUGAGAUUCAUGAUCAUUUUCAUGAUAAGACAGAAGAAGGAGCUGAGCGUAGAGAAGAUUCUAUAGAUGGGGAGAAGGAAGCAGAGGAUAAGACUGAAGAGGGAGUUGAGCAUAGAGAGGAUUCUGUAGAUGGAGAGAAGGAAAGGGAAGUGAGAAAUGAGAACGUCAGUGAAGGGAUGGAGAGGGAGGGUACAAGGGAUAAUGUUAAUGAUGACAGAGAGAAGGGAGAGAUCAGGGAGAAUUAUAGUGAGGAUAAGGAGACUGAAGAGAGCAAAAGGAGUGAUGGUGAGGAUAAGGAGAAUGUAGAGGGAAAAGAGAUUGAAAUUGAAGAGAGCAAAGAAAGUGAAAGCAUAAACAGAGAGACUGAAGAAAGCAAGGAGAAUGAAGAGGGCAAAGAAGGUGAAAGCGAGCACAGAGAGAGAGAGAGGAAGGAGAGUGAAGAGAGCAAAGAAAGUGAAAGCGAACACAGAGGGAGUGAAGACAGCAAGGAGAAUGAAGAGAGCAAAGAAAGUGAAAGCGAGCACAGAGAAAGUGAAGAGAGGAAGGUGAAUGAAGAGAGCAAAGAAAGUGAAAGCGAACACAGAGAGAGUGAAGACAGCAAGGAGAAUGAAGAGAGAAAAGAAAGUGAAAGUGAGCACAGAGAGACUGAAGACAGCAAGGAGCACGAAAUGAGCGAAGAGACUGCAAAUGAGAAUAAAGAAAAUGCAAGUGAAGAAAAGGAAAGGGUGGAAGAGAGUCAGCAGAAGGAAAAUAAAGAGGUUGUGGAACAAAGCAAUGAGGAAGAAAAUAAAGAAAAAGAGUUAGAGAGUAAAGUUACAAUGGAGGAUCAAGUUAAUGAUGGAAAUAAUGCACAUAGUGAGGAGGCAAGAGAGGAACAUUACAAGGGGGAUGAUGCAUCCAGUGCAGUAGUCCAUCAAAUUCAGAAUGAUACGCCUGAAGAGGAGCACGGUGAUUUGAAGAAAUCUGGUGAGGGAGAGCCAGUGGAAAACAAAGAGAAGAAUCAGUUAGAGUUUGAAAAUAGAACAAAUAACACUGAAGUGGUUGACUUCAAUCAAAAUGAAGUUCCAAAGGUGAAAGAAUCUGACUCGGGAGAAAAUGAUGAUUCCACAAAUGCAAAAACAAGUGAAGAGGGUACUAAUGAAAAUAAUAAGCAAGACUCGGAGGAAGGUUCCCAUGAUACUUCCACAGUAGCAACAGUGAAUGAACAGCAGCAUGAAGAUUCUAACUCCAUUCCAGUUACUGCAGAUAACGUAGUAUCAAAAGAAGAGGAGUCAACCAUGAAUAAUGUUGUGCUAGAGCAAACUGAGAAACCUGAAUCAGUUGCUAGCAACCAGCAAUCAGAUUCAAACUCAACACAUUCUAGUACAACCAAUAAUGGAGAUUCAACAAAUGUAGAAUCAAUGGGCUCUAGCAAUUCUGAAUCUGUUGCGUCAAAUGGACAGACCAACUCCAUUACACCUUUGUUGACAAGCCAAAAUGGUGAUGCAGCUCAGAUUGACAAGUCCAACAGUAGUUCUAGUGUUGAAGGGAGUACGGAAAUUGUUCUACCAUCAAGCACAAAUGAAAGUGCUGAUGCUGGGCAAACCGGACAUGGUGAUUCUCUGCACUCUGAACAGAAAGACACAUCCUCAAACACAAAUAACGAUGCUAAUACUGGCCAAGAGCAACAAGGUAACAAUUGGAGCUCUCAAGAGAAAGAUAAGUUAUCAAUCAGUAGUAACAAUGAUGGUGCUGACCAGAGUUCUGCUACCAGCAAUGCAAACAACAACAACAAUGAAAAUGUCUACACUGAUGCAAGCCAAAAAGAACAGGUUGAUCCUAACAAUGGCAAUGCUGACCAGAACAGCCACUCAAACUACAAUGGCAAUGCCAAUGAAAACACAGAUGCAAACCAAAACGAGCAAGUUGAAUCUUCUGAUUCUUCAAAGUCUCGAGAAGAGGGAGAUGUAUCCACAAACACUAGUAGCAGCAUCGAUGUGAAGCAGAAUGGUUCUGUUGAUUCUUCCAUUUCUCAAGAAGAAAAGGAGGCUCGAACGGACUUGGGAACUUUGCCUGGUUCUGGAACCAAAGGAGCCAGUGGUGGAGAUGCAGCUACGGAGUGAAGUUUCUAUUAGGUUACAGUGUUUACUUGAACCAUUAUUCUUGUCAUUAAGAUUUUGGAUUUUUUUCCCCUUCUCCCUUGAUGAUCAGGAAAUGUGCAAGGUUGUGCUUUAUUGCAAUUAUACUAUCUAAAGAAUAUUUUACGUUGAUUUUCGACGUGAACAAGUUGACAAGAGUAUUGAAGAUUUGUUGUA
Messenger RNA from Populus trichocarpa (black cottonwood), 2953 nucleotides. RefSeq lists its product as uncharacterized. The record is from RefSeq and is a predicted model, not a curated record. NCBI's taxonomy places the organism in Eukaryota, Viridiplantae, Streptophyta, Magnoliopsida, Malpighiales, Salicaceae. The coding region runs from base 344 to 2761 and encodes 805 amino acids. The transcript is spliced from 2 exons.